This is a messenger RNA of Medicago truncatula (barrel medic), 2305 nucleotides long. Its product is annotated as 5'-deoxynucleotidase HDDC2. NCBI's taxonomy places the organism in Eukaryota, Viridiplantae, Streptophyta, Magnoliopsida, Fabales, Fabaceae. Gene Ontology annotation, molecular function: 5'-deoxynucleotidase activity. Gene Ontology annotation, cellular component: cytoplasm. The transcript is spliced from 8 exons. The coding region runs from base 1347 to 2021 and encodes 224 amino acids. The record is from RefSeq and is a predicted model, not a curated record.
CGGUGUUUUAUGUGAAUAAGAACUUGAGAUUAGAUAGAUUGCAAGUCUAUGCUUUCAAUUACGAUUGUUAAAUGAGGUUGAAUCUCAUAUCAAAAGCUAUCUCAAAGGGUGAGGGUGCCCAAACAGAUUUAUACACUCAACAACCUAGAAACCUGAGCAAUUUAGGAGUCCAAACAAACUACAAACAACUUUCAAUACCACCACCCUCACGCCUAGAGUGGGCCUGGGUCUAAUUCUCACAUUGCAAUCCUUAACCCGACUCUGAUACCAUGUUAAUUGAGCUUGAAUCUCAUCCCAAAAGCUAACUAAAAGGCUAAGGGUGCUCAGACACAUUUUCACGAUAUGAUACACAUCGUUUAUCGUUCAACCACUUUUUUGAAUCGUGUAUCGUAUCAUGUAUCGUAAGAUACAUGAACAAAAAAGAAUAUGAGUUAAAGUAUCAUAUAUAAACUUCAAGAUACUUGAAAAAAUGUGUGGGAAGUUGUAAAGUACAAGAACGUGUGUGGCUUUUGGGAAUAGUUCCAAUUUAAUUGGACGGCUACAAAACAAAACCUUAGAAUACAAAGUGGUUCACCCUGUAAUAUCUGACGUGUCACACAAACCGAUCCAGUUCUAGUAUCGACCCAUGUAAAAAACGAAAAAAAAUCCGACGUGCCAUGCAACACGACUUGGUUUCUGCAAGUGAGACACGAAUGUCACAAUUAUUGUAAGAUACCAGAUUGAAUCGGAAUACGUAGGAUAUGCCGGUGAUAGAUAGGAUACGCUCGCGAUACAUGGUCAUUUGCGAUACAUACCCUGAUAUGUAUUGCCCAUGGCUGUUUUCGUAUCGUAUCGUAUCAGGAUUCGUGGGAUACUCACUACACUGACUCAACAGCUCAGGAACCUGAGCAAUGUGGGAUUCCCAACAAACGACAAACAAUUUUCAAGGCCUGAGUCCAAUUUUGUUAACAAUAUAGGGUUUCAGAGAGAAUAACAAAAGAGACUGUUAGGGUUUCAUAAGAUUACAAUGACAUGAUAUGAAUUGCAUGACUUGUCAAAAGGAUACAAUAGAAUAUAUAAUAAAUCCACUAUAAUACCAAACAUGCAUUAAAUUGUAAAUUUCUUUCGAUCAACAUGAUUGAUGAAAAGUGAAUUUUUUCUUAUAACAGGAUUUAGAGCGAGUAUUUAGAAAAAGAAUAAUAAAUAUAUAUGUAAAAAUUUGUAAAAAAUUAGUAUAUUUUGGGAAACGUAAAUAUUCCAAAUGAGUCUUGUAAGUUGGAGUAUAUUUUCUUUCAACUGCCCAGUGUGACAUUCACAUCCAUUUCUCCUUACACACACACACACCGACUUUCACCAGGAACCAACACAUGGCCGCUGCACCUUCAUCAUCAUCAUCAUCACCGUCAUCGGCUGUCAGCGCCAGCACCAAUACCACUCCUCCGCCAUCAUCUUUGGUGGUUCCCGACGCUUCCCCUUCUCCUUUCUCCGCCAUCGAGUUCCUCUCUAUCUGUCACCUUCUCAAGACAACAAAGAGAGCUGGAUGGGUGAGAAGAGAUGUUAAGAAUCCAGAAUCUAUAGCCGAUCAUAUGUAUCAGAUGAGUUUGAUGGCCCUGAUUGCACCAGAUGUUCCCGGUCUAGAUCGAAACAAGUGCAUAAAAAUGGCUAUUGUGCACGACAUUGCAGAAGCAUUGAUCGGUGGCAUUACCCCCCCGGAUGGAAUUUCAAAAGCAUAUGCGAGUCGACUAGAAGCAGAAGCACUCGAGUAUAUGUGCGAAAUACUUGGAGUAGGAGAAGGAUCGAGAGGAAAGGAAAUAACUGAAUUGUGGAUGGACUAUGAAGCAAAUUCUUCUCCAGAAGCAAAAUUUGUCAAGGACCUUGACAAGGUAGAAAUGAUACUUCAAGCCCUGGAUUAUGAAGACGGGCAGGGGAAGGAUUUGGAUGAUAUUUUCCGUUCAACUGCUGGUAAGUUCCAAACUGAAAUCGGCAAAGCUUGGGCUUCGGAGAUUGUAUCGAGAAGGAAUCACUCCUCUAGAGAGGAAUAAUCCGCUUGUCAUUCUGAUUCAACUCUGGAGUUUAUGGAUCUCCCUCUGGAGAAGGAAGUUUAAAGGGUGAGGGGAUUCCCUUAAAAGUUUGUAUCUCAACAUUUAGUAGAUUUCUUAACACCUGUAAAGAUCACCAACAUAGCAGGUGUGCAUGAAACAAUAUGUGGUAGAUGAUUUACCUGGAUUUCUUGUAUUAAUAUACAUUCCUACCUUGUCUCAUAUUCAUUAAAUUUAAACCUCAUUGGUAUGAGAUGAAUGAAAGUAUUGGACCUUAAAAAGAUGAA